Vanrija pseudolonga is the source of this 1983-nucleotide messenger RNA. RefSeq names its product Glucose transport transcription regulator RGT1. Lineage: Eukaryota; Fungi; Basidiomycota; Tremellomycetes; Trichosporonales; Trichosporonaceae. Gene Ontology annotation, cellular component: nucleus. The record is from RefSeq and is a predicted model, not a curated record. The coding region runs from base 18 to 1829 and encodes 603 amino acids. Gene Ontology annotation, molecular function: DNA-binding transcription factor activity, RNA polymerase II-specific; zinc ion binding. The transcript has 7 exons. Gene Ontology annotation, biological process: regulation of DNA-templated transcription.
GUACUCUUGCUCUCACCAUGGAGCGACGGCGGAAACACACGUCGAGGGCGUGUGAUCAGUGUUCUCGGCGGAAGAUUCGGUGCCUCGGCGGCCCAGAGACGGUGUGCCCGACCUGCGACAAGCUGGGCAAGAAAUGUACCUGGGAGAACGAACACCGACCGCGGGGACCGAAGCGCGGCGGCUCGACAGCAGCGGCUGGCGCCGCCGGCGCGCCGGUGCCACUGCUCCUCUCGAGCGCAACGGAGCAAGAGGCCCUCGCGGCCGCUGUCGUCGACACGCUCCCAGCGCUGGGGAGCAUGCUGAGCUCAGCAUCUUCAUCGUCCGACCCGUCGUCGCUCCUCCCGCCUGGUAGCAGUAGCGCGGGAGGCGAACCCCACUUUUCCCAAAGCGCCGAGCACGAGACAUUCCUCGCGGCGUCCGCCUGGCUCGACGCGUCAGAUCUCACCUCGCUAUGGCCAGAGGUGUCAGCCUCGCAGGCAGCAUUGCCGUGGCUCGACUCGUUUGACUGGCUCUUCUCGGCUCCCCCGUCCCGCCAGCCCAGCGUACCCCACGACCCACCACCCGUCGGUACCGAGUCGGUCGCCGAGCUGCCGUCGGUACCGACCCCGCGAGCAGCCACUGCGCCGUCUCCAGGCUUCGAGGCUUACAUUGACGAUGUCAAGCUCGGCGAGUACGUGCAGGCCUUUUUCGACAAUGCAGAGCAUCACCUGCCGAUUCUGGACCAGGACGUUGUUGAACGCCGAAUAGCGGACGGCGACCACCACGUCGAGCGCCACUUCCGCGCGCUCGUGUUCGGCAUGGCGGCCGUGUGUGAGAUCAUCAGCGCGAUGGGAAAGCCCGAGUCGGCACGCCGCGAAGACAUCCUCGCCGUCAAGGGAUACGUGGCGGACGCGGCGCUGUGCUGCACCAUUGCUGGGCCGUCGUCCCAGUUCUCGGUGGACGACAUUGCCACGAGCGUGCUGCUGAACUAUGUGUACUUGACGCUCGGCGACCUGCAGACAUCAUGGUUCUACCUCCAGCAGGCGCUGAGCAUAGCACAAGUGCUCCAGCUGGACCAGGCGGGUGCCAAGGACACUGGGGCGCGGCUGAAAGCCUACUGCAUCUUAACCAUCAUCGAGCGAGCGCAGGCGGUAACACCGACAACAAAUCAAAGACAUAGCCAGAUCCUCCGACUCCCAGGCAAUAUCUGGGAGCUUACGCGGCACCGGCGCGAGUCGCUCCCGGCCGACGAGCUCGCGGGGUUCCCUUUUCACCACCUGAGGCUCUUCUCCCUCGUGGACCGGGAAAUCGUCGCGUGCUGGCGGGGCGGGUGCGCGCGCUCCGGUGUCAUGUGCAGCCGAUGGACUGUCGAGUCGGCAGUGGCGCUACAGCAGACACUAUCGCGCGAGUUUGAGGUCGCGCUGGCCCAGGAGCACGACCGGGAAAACGUCAAUCUCGUGAUCACUGCGGCGUGGCUGCGCGACCGCUUCUGGAACAUUUGCCGCACCCACGGCCUCGUCACACAGCACGGGCACGAGCACGCCGAGCUGAGCCUCGACCUGCUGCUCGACAAUCUAGCGCGCACGUCGGCGUUCUGUGCGUCUGUUCCCGCGGCCAACUUUGACCCCAUCUUCGACUGGGUCGUCAAGGUGUGCGAUAUCGUCAUGACGGCCAUCACGGUGCUCAAGUCGCGCCAGGCAUGGGCUGCGCUUCCGAACCACGCGAUGAGGGCUGGCGCGCUGCAAGUGUCAUACCUGCCCUAUAUCCACCGGUUUAUCGGCAUGCUCGUGACGUGUAGGCGCGAGGACUAUGUCUCGGAGCUCGUCAAGGCUCUAGGCGAGGUCGUGUAGCAGUAAGACUUAGUUUGUACCAUCGAAAUGUAGCCAACAUCCACGUCCAGGACGCCAUCAUGUCUGUGCAGCCGCCACCGAUGGCACUGUCCCUGGCGCAUGGCGCCCACGUGGUUUGGGUCACGUGCCACGUAAGACGCCAUUUCAAGUGAUU